Molecule: messenger RNA, 1331 nt
Organism: Leptinotarsa decemlineata (Colorado potato beetle)
Lineage: Eukaryota; Metazoa; Arthropoda; Insecta; Coleoptera; Chrysomelidae
Product: neutral ceramidase
Biological process (GO): long-chain fatty acid biosynthetic process; sphingosine biosynthetic process; ceramide catabolic process
Cellular component (GO): extracellular region
Molecular function (GO): N-acylsphingosine amidohydrolase activity
Source: RefSeq, a predicted model, not a curated record
GCACAUAUACCCCAGACAUAAUCAACAUGAAGGAAAGCUCUGUGUUAAUGAGCUUAGCCCUAAUUCUAUGCUCAGCAGUUCACAUGACCCAUGCAGCUUAUAAAAUUGGAGUAGGUCGAGCGGAUUGUACGGGACCAUCAGCAGAAAUUACUUUCAUGGGCUAUGCCAAAGCUGGGCAAAGGGGCUGUGGAAUUCAUUUGAGGCAAUAUUCCCGAGCUUAUAUUUUCGAUGAUGGGAAGAAAAGAGUGGCAUUCGUCACCGUAGAUGCAUGCAUGAUGAACCACGGGAUUAGGAAAGCAGUACUUUCCGAACUGAAAGAUUUGUAUAAUGACACAUAUACCAUUGACAACUUGAUUCUUAGUGGUACUCACACCCAUUCUGCACCGGGUGGAUUUAUGCAAGACGUUAUGCUUGAUGUACCUAAUAUGGGCUUUGUUCAAGAAACUUUUGACGCCCUUGUGUCGGGCAUUGUUAAGUCAAUUAAGGCUGCCCACAAAAACAUGCAGAAAGCUCGAAUAUUUCUGAAUAACGGAGAAAUAUUGGAUGCUAACAUAAACAGGAGUCCAGCAGCCUACUUACUCAAUCCCAAAGAAGAAAGAGAUAGAUACAAAAAUGACGUCGACAAAGAAAUAGUUCAACUGAAAUUUGUACGUUCUUCAGACAAUAAAACUAUUGGAGCUAUUAACUGGUUUGCUGUCCAUCCAACAUCGAUGAAUAACACCAACUGUUUAAUUUCGUCAGAUAAUGUGGGAUAUGCCUCUAUAUUAUUUGAAACAAGCAUGGAUACUCAUUCCUUACCGGGCCAGAGUGGAUUUGUUGGAGCUUUCGCGUCGACCAACUUGGGAGAUGUUUCACCCAAUACAAAUGGACCAAAAUGUAUCAAUACAGGGGAACCUUGCGAUGGCAUUACAAGCACUUGUAAUAAUACAGCAAAAUACUGCAUAGCAUUUGGCCCAGGCAAAGAUAUGGAAGAGAGUACGAAGAUUAUAGCAAAUAAAUUAUUCAAAAAAGCUGAGGAACUGAUCAAGAGCGAGUCAUCGAAGGAAGUUAAAGGUGAUAUCAAAUAUGUCCAUCAAUUCGUACACAUGCCCACAGAGAAAAUUACUGUUCAGCUGGAGAAUGGAACAAAAAUUAAGGCUAGAGGAUGUCUACCAGCCAUGGGAUACAGUUUCGCAGCUGGUACUAUAGAUGGGCCUGGAGAAUUUGACUUCAAACAAGCUACUACUACCAGCAACGCCUUCUGGAAUUUAGUGAGAGAUUUCAUUUUUCCUCCUAUGGAGGAUGAUGUUCGUUGCCAUGCUCCCAAGCCAAUCUUGAUCAUGACAGGAAGU